Messenger RNA from Entelurus aequoreus (snake pipefish), 4104 nucleotides. It is a transcript of the gene cmklr2, whose product is annotated as chemerin chemokine-like receptor 2. The record is from RefSeq and is a predicted model, not a curated record. Lineage: Eukaryota; Metazoa; Chordata; Actinopteri; Syngnathiformes; Syngnathidae. The coding region runs from base 292 to 1374 and encodes 360 amino acids. Gene Ontology annotation, cellular component: plasma membrane. The transcript has 3 exons. Gene Ontology annotation, molecular function: complement receptor activity; G protein-coupled receptor activity. Gene Ontology annotation, biological process: phospholipase C-activating G protein-coupled receptor signaling pathway; inflammatory response; complement receptor mediated signaling pathway.
CACACACAUCCCGGCGCGCUGAAAGCCGACAAAGUUUAGUUUGGAUGUACUCACGGAAAGACUGCACACGGGAUUUUGCGAGGGGGGAACGUCAACGGACAAGGUUUGGAAUAACGUAACCAAAGGGCGGUCAGUGUCUCUGUGUUUGGGUGUGAAAAAAACGUCCAUGUGCUGCUUCGGUGCUCGGGCACACCCAACACUAACUUCAACACAGGAACUGAAUGAGCCACGAGAAGAGGAGUCGCGGGCCAAUUGUGAGGGUAUAAGGCAGGAGGUAACCUCAACGCAGUGAUGGCAGACUCCGGAGAGGACUAUGGAAACUACAGCUAUGACUACAUGGAGUACGGUGACAUGGAAGAACUUCAAGUAGACCAGAAGCAAGGAGAGGCGAUGCACAUUAUCUCAGUGAUCAUCUAUGUUGUUUCGUUUGUGCUGGGCCUGAUUGGAAACGGAAUUGUCAUUUGGGUGACGGGAUGCAAGAGCAAAAGAACUGUUAACAGCGUUUGGCUGCUCAAUUUGGCACUAGCCGACUUUGUCUUUGUGCUCUUCCUCCCCUUCUACAUCGAUUACAUCCUGCGGGACUUCCACUGGGGCUUUGGUGUGGCCAUGUGCAAGAUUAAUUCCUUUGUGUCGGUGAUGAACAUGUACGCGAGUGUUCUGUUCCUUACAGUGCUCAGUAUUGACAGAUACGUGUCGCUGGUCCAUCACAACUGGUCUCAGAGGUGUCGAACUGUAGCUAGAGCCUGGAUGGUAAGUGUCAGCGUGUGGGCUAUAGCUGCCGCCAUGAGCUGCCCUGCGCUCAUCUUUCGGGAUACAGUGCGCUUACAUAACAAAGUGGUAUGCUUUAACAAUUUCCAUUCAAAGGAUGAACGCUCAGCAGCUGUAAGUCACAUUCUGAUAGUCUCCAUCCGUACCACAGUGGGCUUCCUCCUGCCAUUCUCUGCUAUAUGUGUGACCAGCAUCCUUCUGACCGUGAGAGUCACUCAAUCUCAAGGCUCCGUUCGUCUGUCUAGCUUCACUAAAACAGUCUCCGCCAUGAUCCUGGCCUUCUUUUUAUGCUGGGCUCCUUUUCACAUCUUUAGCCUGAUGGAGCUAUCUAUACAUUCCUCACUCUAUCUACAUAACGUACUUAAAAUGGGUUUUCCUCUGGCCACCAGCUUAGGCUUUUUCAACAGCUGCAUUAACCCGCUGCUCUAUAUGCUGCUGGGAAAAAAGGUCCGUCACAUUCUGAAACGUGCAUGCCUGGACAUAACUAAAAGCUCCCUGAGAGAACUCAGCCAAUCUGUCUCGGCCACUGAGAUAGAGUCUCUGCCAGUGGCCCCUCAGGACCACAACAGUGCUCCAGAGGAACCUGUGGCGUCAUCAACUCUGUGAUUGUUGUUGGAGACAUCAAAAAGACAGGCUAUUAUCACCUUCCAACAAUUACCAUUCCAUCUGAGUUAGGUGUUUCCCUACUCUAUGUAAUUUGGAGGUAUUUGUGUCUUCAAACAACAAUUAAUCUCUUUCAGUACAAAGAAACUCUAUGGACUAUCUUUACAUUGGGUUUUACAAUUGUCAAACACAGAUGAGACAUUUGAAGGAGUAUUAAAAUGAAAAAACAAAUGUCUGCCCCAAAAGUUUGUCUCUUGAGAUCUGCCAUAUCUUAAAGAAGACCUUUUAUGCAAAACCAACUUUUUUUACAUUACCUGUUGAUACCUGUUUUUUGUAUUUGGGAUCCCCAUGAGUGCCGGAAAUUCGAAAUCAAAACAUGGAGGCAUGGCGGACAUAUUUACAAAACAAUCUUGCUUUCUUCAAAACUUGCUCAAAACGAGUCUUUGGAAUUUGAGACUUUAGUGACAUAUUUUGUCUUAGUUACGUCAGCAGUUAUCUACAUAUAUGGCAGAGGUUUACACGAAGAGCUUUGCACGAGUCCGUCAUUUUCCAGUUCCUUAUUUUUCUCUAUUCUCUUGUUGUGGGGCAGACCAGCCCAUACAUGCACAUGGAUGCUAAAAUCCUCCGCUGUUACCAUUUCUGAUAAAAAGUAGCGUGUAUGGUUCUGAUUAUAUCUGUCAGUAGACUUGAUAUAAAGUGCUAAAACUACAACAUGGCCAACAAGGUAGAGAAGCAGUCAAAGAGGGCUUGGUCUGGAGGACUUCGGCACGUUAAUAAGACUGCCCACAAAACGACGAAUUAUGUGUUAUGUAGACGACAGGGAAGUGUUUUAAAUGUAGGGGGAAAAAAUCAUAAUAAGACCCCACUACUCAAAAGCAACAAAAUGGACUAUUUCAGUUUGGGUAGUUGUGUCACCUUGAAUAGACAAAUGUUUGCACAAUAUUUAUCCAUCCAUCCAUCUUCUUCCGCUUAUCCGAGGUCGGGUCGCGGGGGCAGCAGCCUAAGCAGGGAAGGCCAGACUUCCCUCUCCCCAGCCACUUCGUCCAGUUCUUCCCGGGGGAUCUCGAGGCGUUCCCAGGCCAGCCGGGAGACAUAGUCUUCCCAACAUGUCCUGGGUCUUCCCCGUGGCCUCCUACCGGUCGGACGUGCCCUAAACACCUCCCUAAGGAGGCGUUCGGGUGGCAUCCUGACCAGAUGCCCGAACCACCUCAUCUGGGUCCUUUCGAUGUGGAGGAGCAGCGGCUUUACUUUGAGCUCCCCCGGAUGACAGAGCUUCUCACCCUAUCUCUAAGGGAGAGCCCCGCCACCCGGCGGAGGAAACUCAUUUCGGCCGCUUGUACCCGUGAUCUUGUCCUUUCGGUCAUAACCCAAAGCUCAUGACCAUAGGUGAGGAUGGGAACGUAGAUCGACGGGUAAAUUGAGAGCUUUGCCUUACGGCUCAGCUCCUUCUUCACCACAACGGAUCGAUACAGCGUCCGCAUUACUGAAGACGCCGCACCAAUCCGCCUGUCGAUCUCACGAUCCACUCUUCCCUCACUCGUGAACAAGACUCCGAGGUACUUGAACUCCUCCACUUGGGGCAGGGUCUCUUCCCCAACCCGGAGAUGGCACUCCACCCUUUUCCGGGCGAGAACCAUGGACUCGGACUGAUUGUGGCACAAUAUUUAUAAACCGCUUAAAUUGAUGGUAAUCUAAUUAUUUAUGUGCAAAAACACUGAAUAUUCUAUUUGUGAAACUGACUGUAUACAAAAGUGUAACUUUGCAAGAUUCCAACAGCAACCACGCUCGCGACUAUCCUUUUAACAGUAUGACUUUUUUUUCUCACAAGAUGCAUCAUUUUGACUUAUACUCGUAAAAUGAUGUUUGGACGUUAUUCUUAUUGUGUUUUUUGCUUGUUUCCCAGCCUGGCCGUAACACUCCUUUGUAUGAAUAUUAAACUGAGAUAUCAUUUAUACCAGAGUAGUCUGUGUACAGCGUAUAUAACAGUAUACAUUCCACUGAAAACGAGUCAACCUGCAGCCAUUAUUGUUUAAAUUACUAGCAACAUAAGUACCAAUAAGUACGGUCAUAGUUAGGGGUGACAUGAGUGCCUUUGGCACUGUGGAGAUGUGGUUCAAACAUGAAUUUGAAUGUGCCAUGUGACAUUCUGAGUUGGAUCAUGAUCCCUUCACUUUGGAAAUUGGUAUGGUGGAUGUGAUGAUAAGGAAAACAAACCUUAUUGAGGAAGAUGACAGUCGCCAAAAAUAAUAAGAAACUAAGUAAAAUGUUUAUAACAAUAAUACUCUUGAACAAAAAUAUCAAACUUUGGGCACACUUUGGACACGUUCACUGUGAGGUGUACCUACUUAGACAGGUUGUUAUAUUUCAGAGGAUAGUAAAUCCUAUACUGUACUCUUAAGUUAUCUACCAAUUGAAUUUACACAGUUUUGUAAUAAAAUGGUCCUUGAAAUGUGAGGGAUGUACUCACUUUUGUGAGAUUCUGUACAUAAUCUGUGGGAUAGUAAAAUGAAAUAUAGAAUCUGACAUUAUUUGCAGCGACCAUUAAGGGAUUUCAAAAUGUGUUUUUGAGAGUUGUUCUUUUUUCGUUCUAAAGGAAAAGAUGUUUUAUACAGUUAUGUAAUUGAAGUAGAAUACACAAUUUACGGUAUUGUACUAAUGAAUACUUGCUGCUAAAGGUAUUAUUGUAAAUCCACAUAUAUUCAAUUUUUUUAUUCUAACUAAAAAUACUUAAUA